This is a messenger RNA of Ruditapes philippinarum (Manila clam), 2062 nucleotides long. RefSeq names its product ATP-binding cassette sub-family D member 3-like. The record is from RefSeq and is a predicted model, not a curated record. NCBI's taxonomy places the organism in Eukaryota, Metazoa, Mollusca, Bivalvia, Venerida, Veneridae. Gene Ontology annotation, biological process: fatty acid beta-oxidation; long-chain fatty acid import into peroxisome; very long-chain fatty acid catabolic process. The transcript has 23 exons. Gene Ontology annotation, molecular function: ATP binding; ABC-type transporter activity; ATP hydrolysis activity. Gene Ontology annotation, cellular component: peroxisomal membrane.
AUUAGGCUACUGAAGUUGCCUUCAAACAAAAUGGGGGUCCUUAGCAAACUCACCCCUCAAAAAGCAGCUUUAACAACUGCUCUAGGUGUUGCCAUAUAUGUUGUUUACAAAACAAAUGCUACUAAAAGGAAGCUGAAAACAGAAUCUGAGGUCAAAGUUUUCGUACAUGGGGCAACAGAGAAAAAGGAACGGGCAGCUGUUGAUGCUGUUUUCUUUAGGCGUAUGGGUAAAAUUCUGGCUAUACUAUUGCCGUCAUGGUUUUCAACAGAGGUAUGGUACCUAGUUCUUGUGGCUGUAUCACUGAUGUGUAGAACAUAUGCUGAUGUUUGGAUGAUACAGAAUGGAACGGCUAUUGAAAGUGCAAUCAUUGGUAGAAAUAUGCAGUUGUUUAAGAAACAUCUGUUUAAGUUCAUGUGGGCCAUGCCUAUUAUAUCUGUUGUGAACAAUUGUUUAAAGUAUGGUUUAAAUGAACUCAAACUACGAUUUAGGACAAGGCUUUCCAACCAUUUGUACGAAAAAUAUUUGAGGGGUUUUACAUACUACAAGAUGAGUAACCUUGACAACCGAAUAUCUAACCCAGACCAACUUCUUACCAUGGAUGUUGACAGAUUUUGUGAAUCUGUCGCGGAAUUGUACUCUAAUUUAAGCAAGCCAAUUCUAGAUGUGGUAAUAUACACAGUGAAAUUGACUGAAGGUAUAGGAGCCCAGGGUAAACUAACUGUGAUAUGAUAUUUUGUAUAUACCAGGUUACGACGACCUAUUGGUAAACUAACUGUGAUAGAACAGAAGUUGGAAGGAGAGUACCGCUAUGUUAACUCACGUCUGAUCACUAAUAGUGAGGAGGUGGCAUUCUAUCAGGGCAACAAGAAGGAAAAGUCCAUCAUACUCGCAACAUUCAAUAAACUGGUAAACCACCUUAGGUAUUUCAUUUUCUUCCGUCUCCAGAUGGGAUUUGUAGAUAACAUAAUUGCCAAAUAUUUUGCAACUGUGAUAGGAUACUUGGUUGUAAGUCGUCCAUUCUUGAAUCUGGCUAAUCCAAAAUAUGAUAACAGUUCUCAUAGUGAAAGAUUAGAGGAUUAUUAUAAGAGUGGUCGUAUGUUGGUAAGAAUGGCUGAAGCAAUUGGUAGAAUAGUUCUGGCUGGCAGAGAAAUGACAAGACUGGCAGGGUUUACAGCACGUAUCACAGAGUUGAUACAAGUACUAGAUGAUCUCAACAGGGGCAAAUAUGAGAGAACCAUGGUGAAAAACCACCACCAUCAAAGUGAAGAUAAACCAACGGUACAGUUUAAACCUGGCAGUGGAAAGAUGGUAUUCCAAGAUUAUAUUAUCAAGUUUGACAAGGUACCUUUGGUCACACCAAAUGGAGAUGUUCUAGUAAAAGAACUUAAUUUUGAGGUAAAAUCGGGUGUAAAUGUCCUUGUUUGUGGACCAAACGGUUCAGGGAAAAGUUCUUUGUUCAGAAUUCUUGGAGAGCUGUGGCCACUGUUUGGGGGAACUAUGACAAAGCCAGAAAAGGGAAAACUUUUCUAUGUUCCACAGAGACCAUACAUGACUGUAGGGACAUUACGAGACCAGAUUAUCUAUCCUGACUCACCAGAGGAACAAAAGAAGAAUAAAGUCAGUGAUGAGAUGUUGGAAGAUAUUCUCAAGAAAGUACAACUAGCGUAUAUACUUGAGAGAGAGAAAGGAUGGGAGUCUGUACAGGACUGGAUGGAUGUACUCAGUGGAGGAGAGAAACAACGAAUAGCUAUGGCCAGACUGUUCUAUCAUAAACCACAGUUUGCUAUCCUAGACGAGUGUACAAGUGCGGUUAGUAUGGACGUAGAAGGAUUUAUAUACCAGCACUGUAGAGAAGUGGGAAUUACAUUGUUUACAGUGUCACAUAGAAAAUCACUGUGGGCUCAUCAUGAAUACUAUCUGAUGUUAGAUGGACGAGGAAAUUACGAGUUUAAGAAGAUUACAGAGGAAACAACUGAAUUUGGAUCAUGAUAAAAGUUCUGUUAGGAUUUGAAAAUAGUGCAUUUAAUGGGUCAUACCAAAAUAUCUUAAUACUUGAUUUGCA